AUCGGUUUCUUCUUCUGCAAAUUUGAGUAUUCACAGUAUGCGUAAUUAUUUUCUUAUAGACAAGAAGAAGAAAAGAGACACAAUAACAAAAAUGUAUGUUUUUUUUGCUUUUGUCCGAUGAAAGCAUCAAGCCCAUUUACAAAAACAAAAAGCACAAAAUAAGAAUUGCAAAGGGCAAGGAAUUACUUAAUUGGCUAAAGUCUUGUGCGCGAAAAAAAAUAGAAAAGUUGACAACGCAAUGUUUGGUUUUAAUCCAAAGGAUUACGAUUUGAAAGUGGAACUGUCACGUUGCUUCAAUGGCAUUGGCACAGUUUACCUGGCACAGUAUUUACCCAACGGACAACAUAUCGCCGUAAAGAAGUAUCGCAUGGAUAAGGCCACCAAAGAAGAGAGCUUACUGGUCCGUGAUGAGCUACUUAUCAUGCGUCAGUUCAAUCAUCCCAACCUACACACAUUCUAUACCUCAUUUGUAUAUGGAAAUGAGCUGUUCCAGAUAGCGCCACUCAUGGGCUUUGGUAGUUGCAAGGACACAAUCGCCAAUUGCUUCCGUGCAGGAUUUCCCGAAAUAUUUGUUGCGCUAAUAAUGCGAGAUGCUCUAUCUGGUCUUGAGUAUCUACAUCGGCGCGGUUACAUCCACCGCUCCAUUCGUGCCAGUCACAUAUUGCUCAACCAAACAAAAGCUGUGCUAGCAGGUUUCCGUGAAUGUACGAGCAUUGUGGCGCAUGGAGAACGUAUCAGCGCAUUACAUAAGCUAGCUCCCUGCAGCGCACGUAGUCUUAACUGGUUAGCACCGGAAGUGCUCGAACAGAAUAUAAUCGGCUACACAGAAAAAUCUGACAUUUACUCGAUUGGUAUAACAUGUUGCGAACUAGCUAAUGGAGUAGAGCCGUUUGCUGACGCGCAACCAACUUUCAUGUUCACCGAAAAAGUGCGCGGCAAUGUGCCAACAUUAUUGGAUCGAUCAACAUGCCCUGCCAGUGAGGAAAUGAUUGAAAUAGUUGCUAGCACUGAUUCAGAUUCAAUUAGGCAGGCGCAACAAAUCUACUGUCAGCGCGUUUUUUCUGAUGAGUUCCAUCAAAUGACAGAAAUUUGUAUGGAAAAAAGACCAUCCAGUCGUUGGACGGCGCUACAGCUCCUGAAUCACUCAUUUUUCAAACAAUGUCGACACACAAGCAUUUUUGAUCAGUUGCAGCGUUUCGGCUUAGAAACGAAAGACUAUUCGCAAUUGCGUGAUGAAAGUCUCGGCCUUUGCACCGACUUGAGCGAAAUGAACGUAAACAGCAAUGAUUGGGACUGGGACUUUUAAUUAAACUAAUAUAUUUCAUGAAAGCCAUAUUAGCAUGCAUACAUACUCAUACAUAUGUAUGUAUGAACACAAUUACAAAGUAUCUAUAGUUUGUAUUUAGUUUUUAAAGCCAUGAUAAAUCCAAAAUUCAAUUAUAUGUACUUACGCAAUGCCUCUAAGAGAGAAUAUGAAAGACUAUCAAAUAAAACGUUUCUAAAUUUGGUAAAUA
Molecule: messenger RNA, 1514 nt
Organism: Anastrepha obliqua
Lineage: Eukaryota; Metazoa; Arthropoda; Insecta; Diptera; Tephritidae
Gene: Stlk
Product: putative serine/threonine-protein kinase STE20-like
Exons: 4
Coding region: 239-1306 (355 amino acids)
Biological process (GO): protein phosphorylation
Molecular function (GO): protein kinase activity; protein serine/threonine kinase activator activity; ATP binding
Source: RefSeq, a predicted model, not a curated record